Vigna radiata var. radiata (mung bean) is the source of this 1713-nucleotide messenger RNA. Its product is annotated as tyrosine--tRNA ligase, chloroplastic/mitochondrial. The record is from RefSeq and is a predicted model, not a curated record. NCBI's taxonomy places the organism in Eukaryota, Viridiplantae, Streptophyta, Magnoliopsida, Fabales, Fabaceae. Gene Ontology annotation, molecular function: ATP binding; tyrosine-tRNA ligase activity; RNA binding. Bases 75 to 1505 code for a protein of 476 amino acids. Gene Ontology annotation, biological process: tyrosyl-tRNA aminoacylation. Gene Ontology annotation, cellular component: mitochondrion; chloroplast stroma; cytosol. The transcript has a single exon.
GAGAGACAGAGAAUGAUAUCCUUCAUCAUCCCCAACUUGAAAGAGUAAGCAGGAGUCACACAGUAACACACCCAAUGGCCUCCAUUUCUGUUUUAGCGAGAACACUCCUUUUCAACCAUUCAACCACUCGUUUCUUUAGUCCCUUCAAACCCCAUUCUUCUCCCUUUCCUCUUCAAUGUGUCACAAAAACCACCUGCGCCCUCCAACAAUCCCGCCGCAACGUCAUUGAAAUCCUCGAAGAACGCGGUCUGGUCGAGUCCAUCACCAGCGACGCGCUACGGGCCGCGUGCUCCUCACCGGUCAAGGUCUACUGCGGUUUCGACCCCACCGGGGAGUCUCUGCACCUCGGCAACCUCCUUGGCAUCAUCGUGCUCUCCUGGUUCCACCGCAGCGGUCACGGUGCCGUCGCGUUGAUCGGAGGCGCCACCGCGAGAGUGGGCGACCCCUCAGGAAAAUCUCUCGAAAGGCCCGAACUUGAUAUCGAGUCCUUGGAGAAAAACACGGUGGGUAUCUCCAACACCAUUAAACGGAUUUUGGGUCGCGGCCGAAAUCCGAACUCGGUGGACUCUGAUUUGUCUGUUGUGAUUUUGAAUAACUAUGACUGGUGGAAAGAGUUUAGUUUGUUGGAUUUUUUGAAAAGGGUAGGUAGGUUUGCUAGGGUCGGGUCUAUGAUUUCUAAGGAGAGUGUAAGGAAGAGGUUGGAGUCAGAAGAAGGAAUUAGUUUCACCGAGUUCACAUAUCAAUUGUUGCAAGGUUACGAUUUCUUGCACUUGUUUCAGAAUGAGGGUAUAAGUGUUCAGAUUGGGGGUAGUGAUCAAUGGGGUAAUAUAACUGCUGGGACUGAAUUGAUUAGGAAAAUAUUGCACGUGAAAGAUGCAUAUGGCUUGACAUUCCCUCUUCUUUUGAAGAGUGAUGGUACCAAGUUUGGAAAGUCAGAGGAUGGUGCUAUUUGGUUGUCUCCAAAGUUUUUGUCUCCCUAUAAGUUUUACCAGUAUUUUUUUAGUAUUACUGAUGAUGAUGUGAUUAGGUUUUUGAGAAUUCUUACAUUUUUGGACAUUGAGGAGAUAGUUGCCUUGGAAGGGGAGAUGGGGAAGCCUGGCUAUGUGCCUAACACCGCCCAGCGGAGACUGGCGGAAGAAGUUACACGAUUUGUUCAUGGGGAAGAAGGUUUGGCUGAGGCUCUUCAGGCCACUGAGGCAUUGAGGCCGGGGUCAGGGACGAAGUUGGACUGGAAAACCAUUGAGGGGAUUGCUGAGGAUGUGCCAUCUUGUUCUUUGGCUUAUGAAGAGGUUUUGAAUCUGUCAUUGGUGGAUCUUUCGGUCUCUUCUGGUUUGUUCGAGAGUAAGUCUGCGGCAAGGAGGUUGUUGAAGCAAGGGGGCCUUUACUUAAAUAAUAGCAGAGUGGAUAGUGAAGGUAAGAGGAUUGAAGCUGCAGAUAUAGUGGAUGGGAAAGUUCUCCUGUUAUCAGCUGGCAAAAAGAACAAGGUGCUGGUGAGAAUAGCUUGAGAGUGUCUACUGAACUGAGUAUUUUUUGGAGACUGUUUAUUUCCUGUGUUUUUCUUUUGUACUCAUAAGAAAUCUUUGAUUUACCUGAUACAGGGAAGCUUAUUCUCUAUGUGUAGUUUUCUUUUUAGAAUUAGAGUUUCACCUCAACUUGUACUGGUUUGUAAUGCAAACCUUUAUUUCAUGGGCUAUUUAGGUGGAAGUUUAAUUC